AUGAACAGGAAUCAACAACGCGUAGAUGCCAUGUUCAGCGACAUUGAAAUGCACGACGAUUUCCACCGAGCGGAGGCGUUUGAGCAGUUGCUCAAUUGUGUGGCACAGAUAUCGGAUCAAGUUGAUACUCUGCCCGGUUCACUGUCAUCUCAAGAGAAAAGAGACGCCAAAAACUUCAUUCAAUGUCUUAAAACCUUUUUAGAAGCACGGCGUGGACCUGCUGCAGAUGAAGAUUUCGAAGUCAUCGACCUGGAUCCUGACCUGGAUGGUGACGGUGAUGAUGAUGGUGAUGGUGACGGUGACAGUGAUAGUGACAGUGAUGACAGUCUUGGGCCACCAAAGUGCUUGAAACAAACACAGAAUACCUUGCUUUUCUCAGGUGAGGUCGGCGAGCCCACCAUGUUUCUUUCGACUCGAUACCCGCUUUUCUCAUACUCGCACGCCACAGGCCUUGGGCAAAACUACGAGGACUGCCAUCCUCGUCACGUCCAGUCUGCUGACGAUAACGAUGCUGGAUGGUACCGCGUCUUGGAGCACGUUAAAUACAGCGCAAGUGGGUCGGCAACCUUGGGAUCCCCCUUGAAGGAUAGCGAGGUGGCCGAAGUUCGGGUUGUCGUCGGCAAGCGCUUGGAGGAGCUGAUCGAGAUCUUGACAAACAAGGAGCAGAACUUCUGGAAAGGCGCUGCCCCCUUGACCACCAUGCGCAUCCUUGCUGAACCAAUUGCCGAUGAAGCGAUUACUGAGCGCUACAUUUCGGGCCUUAGCCAGGUGGCGGCGCUAGUACAGCGCCACAUCCAGGGCUUUGUCAGUGCGUUGCGUGCAGCCGAGUAUCACGAGGCAGCACGUCAAAUGCAGCUGCUGCAAAAGUUGUCUUGUUUCAAUUCGGAGUUGCAGCAGCCAUCAGUGGCCGAACACGAGCUUUGGGAGCUUGGCAGUAUUUGCCCAGAGCUCCAAGAUUUGUCGACACAGUCGUGGGAUCAUUCUCGACUGCUACAGACUUUGAAGGGGAUGGCACGCGCCGUUGGAGAGGCUUUGCAUGAUCGCAUCCGCAAGGCCAAUGAGAAACUCCCAUUUGAUGCCGACGUCCUACCAGAGGUGCCGCAACUGAUCCAGUUUGAUUCUUGCUUGGCAUCGAUGUGCCAAGUCAAGCAGCUUUGGUCGCCCUUGGCCAAGCAGUUGCGCGAACACGCCCAAGAGGCGCAGCGCACGCUUGGCACCGUGGUUGCCGCUCUAAAAGAGAGCACGCAACAAGCUGGUUUGUUUGAUUAUAAUCAAUGGCCGGCUUUGCACCAGGCGCUCGACCUGCAUGAACGCGGUUGUGCCUAUAGCUCUGUCUCGGAGCUCGAGGUCGUGCAAACCAUGUUUGAGAACGACAAGCAAGCGCUCAACGCUGCGGUCGAGAUCAUGUGCAAGGUGAUCCAGACCAUCAGCGACCUGAUUGCCGAUUGCAGUGCAGAUGAGGCUACAGUCCAGCGACUCGGGCGUACUCUAAAUUUGUUGCAAGGGCUAGAAGAAAAUUUUGCUUCCAAGUAUUUGCCGCCCGGCCAGGCGCCGUACUUUCAGAGCCAAAAGGCCACAUUUGAAGGCGCCAUUCGGACCGGCGUUGGACGCCCCAUUAAUGAUGCAAUGGCCAAAAACAAUUUGUCGGCGGCCGAAAAGAGUCUCCAGCAGCUUUCGCUGCUUGUCGCAGUGUUUCGACGCAAUAGCGCGGUGCGGGAUGUGCAGAAUCAAGCGCGCACACUCCUCAGCCAGCUGGCCGCUCUGCACACGGAGAGCAACAUAAUCCUUGACAAAAUCGUCGAGGGCCAAGCAAGUCAAGAUGCUUUCGAGGCUAUGGCUCGCGCCACGCAGAAGCUCGUCUCAUAUCGCUGCCUUGACCCCAUCAUCGUGGAUGGUCGGAUACUGCAAGAGCCUUCAGAGCUUUUUGAAGCACAUGAAGACAACGCGACUGUACAAAUGGUCACCGUGCUUCAAGUUGCCACGACCGAGUCUGUGCUGCGACGCACAGAACAGGCGCUGCGCGAGAGCCUUGGCAGCCUCGUUUCUUCGGUGUGCGAGUCGAUUUCAACCAAGGAUCCAAUCAAUGACUUUGAGGUGCAAUAUCUCUGCCGCUUUCAUCCUCUACAAGACACGCUGGGGCCUGAGCACGUUGAACUCGAGUGUCGUCGCCUCACAACAGCGGUGGACGAGGUUGACAAAACAUUGCAGGCCUUUGAAGUUGUCAAGGCUCCGUCCACAACGCGGGAGAACGACAUGGCCUGGCUGGUCCGCACCAUUGCCUUUGCAGAGCACAUCCGCUCCAAUUGUCCCUUGUUUCAGUCUCAGGAUUGGUCGUCUCUGCGUACGAGUCUAGAGGUCAGGCGCACCGAUCUCAUGAACCAAGUUCAAGCUCAUGCGCAAACUCUGCUUGACGCAGUCCGAAGUGCAACGGCUACUGGGGACCUCGGGCAAACACGAGCUGAGCUGGCCUACCUCCAAGGCCUCAAUGACAGUUGUAACCCCGACAUGCAGAAGCUUGGGCAGCCCGUGUAUGCGCAAGCAAAGGAUGCUGUGAACCGAAAGUUGGAGCAGCUCGUUUUGGAACACCGCCAGAACCAAAGUAGUGGCAAUCUCGCGAGUGCUCAAGAGACCAAACAAGCGCUGUUGGGCGCCAGCGUACUGCAGGAGCACUUUUCUGGCAUUGAUCAGCUAUUAGCCCACUUGCAUGACGAUGACGACCGCGCUUUGAAGGAGAUCAGGUCCCAGUUUGACGCGUAUCUAGAGGAGGCAAACUAUGAGUGUGCUGAGCAACUUCUCACCGAGCUCGCUGCAACACAUGAAACGCCUGAAUGGGCUGCAUGCCACCGAUCUCUUGUGCAAUCUGCGAGCCAUGGCGACAAGCUGCAAGGCACCUUGCUGGAGAUGGAUGAGUUGGACGAGAAACUGUCCAGGCUGCAGGUGCUUGCGCCGGUCCUUCCUGAUCUUCAGCUACACGACGUGGAGGCUGAAUUUUCCAAGAGUAUCCGCAGCAUUUACAAGCGUCUACACCAGCGCUUGUGGAAAGCAACCACGACAAACCAGUUUGCUACAGCCGAGGUCUUGUAUGCACUGCUCAUUUCUUGGAGGAGUCGCGAACGCGAUGACGUAUUUGACGCCAGCCGGCUGAUUCACGAUAGCUCUCUGGACGCAAACAACGAUGCUGCCAACGAAAUGCCAGCUGAACCCAAAGGCAACUUGGCAGAAGUUGAAGUAUACGCCAGAGAGAUUGACACGACCAUACGUCAGCAAGUAGAGCAGCUUGUGCAAGCCCGUGCCGGCCCCAAACUGAGUCGAUUUGUCAAGGCUGUUGAGCGUAUUCGCGCACAAGAGUACGACCCUGACAACACGCUCUUUCCAAACUUGCUGGCUUUGGCCGAUGAUGUCAACCAGUGGGUGGAGCAAGCUGCCGCCAAGGAACUUGACGAGAUUGAAACGACCCUCUUUGAACUAGGCCCAAGCUUGGCCCGCGCGAAGCUGUGUGGGUUUGAUGAUUUCUUCUACAACCCUCUGCAGGGGGACGAGUUGCCGCCUUUCAAAUCUUCGGAGAGCCCUUUGAGUGUACAGCGAAAUGAGGUGCAUGAUGCUAUACAACAAGCCCAGGAUGCAGAGGAUCUAGAAUUGCUGACACCAGAAUCCGCUCGAAACUUGGCACAAACUUUUGCCAAAGAUGGUGUUCACGAGAGGCCAAAUUUCGUCUCGAAGCUGCGUAACAUCUGCCAGCGCGGCGUCCAAGAGCUGCAAACCCGCCAGGCUGAAGCGCUGAGGGACAAAAGGACUGGCACGUUGUUCACAGCAGCAGCUGUUGGGCGUGUUUUGGGCUUAUUGGCGUUGGAGACAGAGCUCAAAGACAAGGGCUUAGAUUCUUUCCUGAUGACCCUUCAAACCUGUUACAUCGUGCCAGCCUGCGAUGCCAUUGUCAAACGGGCAGAUGAUGAUCUGAACUGUUUCAUUGACAUGGCGAGAGCUUUUGACGUUCAGGGCGUCGAGCGACUGUUUGCCAUCUUUGACGGGAAUAUGAAGCGAUUGGAGGAGUCGCAGAGCUUUGAUAUGACCUUGCUUCAAGACGCUAAGCAGAGUUUCGCACAACUCAAAGGAGAUGUUUCUGCGGAGACGAGUGGCGCGCAGUUGGGGGCAGAGGAUGUUGAUCAGCCAUCACUGAACGACAUUUUGACCCCGAACUUUGAAGCUGAAAAGCUGGACCGACGCUUGGAAAGGCUGAAAUACCUGGCUAGCUCGCAAGCUGAAGCGCAGCAACGCAGCCAGAACUUCUUUGGAGCCAGGAGCUCGUUUGACCCUGCCAGAACGCUGACUGCCAUUGUCGCCCAUUGGCGUAGCCUCACGCAAGACCUGGUUCGAGUGUUUAAGCAGCGCUUAUCUGCACAUGACCAGGUUGACGAGAUUGCGGCAUGCUAUGCAUGGAUUGGCCAGCUCAAGGUGGUUGCCGACGCGGAUUUGGUGAGAGAUUUUGCGGAUGCCAGGCGCCGCCUCGAUAAUUCUCUGCUCAACUUUGCUCGCCAGGCCGUGACCAGCGUGCUAGCAUGUGCUAAAACCAAGGAUUGGCAGCCCAUGAAUGCCCUUUUGCGCUUUUCCUUCGACCUUGACGGCGCUUUUCUACAACAAGCCAAGGCCCAAUUGCCUGCGCCUGCGCUCUCGAUGGCGUCGGAGCAAGUCAAAGCCUUGCUGCAGCUUGUCCAAGAAGCUGACAAAGUGGGCAAUAAGAACCUGGCGAGCCUGGCAACCUGCUUGGCUUGUAUGCAAGAACUCGCGUCCAAUUGUAUCUCGGACGAAGUUCAGGCUGAGGUCCAACGUCGAACAAAGGAGCGCCUUGACCAGGUGCAGACUACUGGACCUGAUGAUACCGCAGACCUAGACCUAGGAGAUGCGCUGUCAGCAGCAGGCGAGUACGGUGAGGAGGUGAAGCGAGACUAUAAGCGCUUUGCAGCAGCCCUCAUCCGUCAGCGCCAGGAGGCAACUCGAAGCAUGACACUUGACGUUGCGCUGAAUAAAAUGCAGCUUGGCACGAAUGCCAUUUCGACAAAACAUGCUGACCAAUUGCGAGAGGCGUACAAUCGGUAUCAGGCCAAGUUUGAAUAUCUGAUCCGCAAGCCACCAUCUGCCAUUCCAGAUUUGGUGCAUGCGGCACAACAGCAUGGCCGUAAGCUGGCACGGGAUGCCAGCGCGCUCAAGCGUGAGCUACCCGUCCUGUUGGCGUAUCUGUCUGCCAUUUGGAGCCUCUCCAGUCGUGCAACAAUUGCAAAAACAACCAAAUCCAGUCACGGCAUCUAUAAGGAGCUGCAUGUCAUCCAAAUUCUGGCCCUGUUCGAGCUUGUCGGGCUGAGCCAGUCCAAGGGGUGGAUUGCUGGCCUUGGUGCCUGGUGCAAGAGCUUCGUGCCAAAUGCAGCCAAGUCCAAGCUUGGAGGUGCCUUUGUACAGCUGCAAACGGGUGGAGGCAAGCGUAUUCUGCUGGGGUUUGCUAGCGUCAUCUACAGCCUCCUGGGCUUUGAUGUGGCCUGUGCCUGUUACAGCGCCAUCCUCAGUACUCGCGACUAUGAAGACUUUAAGGCCUUUUUUGAGCUGUUAGCUGUGAGCAAACACAUUCAAUACAGCACCUUGACAGAUUUGGCACGGGAGGCGCUCAAUACCUCUGGUGACAUCCGGGAUGCUCUCCAAACCUUGAUUGUGACGGGCAAGCUGUCCGACGGCAAGCCUCAGAGCCACACAAGGCCGACAAUUCUUUUGGUCGACGAAGUGGACACUCUGCUGUCGCCCGUUUUCUUGACGGAGCCCUACAACCCAGGCACGCUUGUUCACGACAAGGACUUUACCGCACUCAUGCGAGCAGUGUGGAGCAAUAAAACGCUCACAGCUCAGCAGGUUCAGCAGCUACCCGAAGCCCAGACCUUGCUACAGAGAUAUGUCCACGCGAAGAAUCUGAUGCCGACCAUCUUCAACCUCGUAGUGGCAGGUCGGGCUGCGAUUGAGAAGAACCAGCACCCACACAGCGUUGACGAUCAAGGGCGGAUUGUGUACAAGCGGCAGGGUCUGGAUGAAAACAGCGCUGAUGUGGUGUACGGCUACGAGACGCAGUUUGCCUACCUGAUGGAAGAAGGCCGUGGGCGCGUGCCGCCCGAAGUCUGCGCCGAUCACAUUGGCAUGCUAUUUACGGCAGGGCACUUUAGUUUCGUGAAGAUUAUUCAAAGCUUUGAUAUGAUUUCUGGCGUGACUGGCACGAUGCCUGAAGACACGACUCUCUUGAACGACCGCUUCAAUAUUGAGCGCCAAUGCGUCAUGCCCUCCAUGUAUGGCGCCACGCGGCUCGUGCUUGAUCCGGUGCUAAUCACCGAAAACAUGGCGCAGCAGCAUCAAGCGAUCGCCGACGAGUGUCAUGUUCGCUCCUCGGGACGCGCCGUGAUUGUGUUCUUCCCCAAUUCGACAGCACGCGAGGCCUUCCAGGCCUCUGCUGAGUUUCAGGGCAAGCUGGGUGGGCGCGACAUCAACAUUAUUGAUGUAGGCAAGCCAGACAUUCCUCAUCGCAUUCGGCAGGCCACGCGCCAAAACUCCAUCACCUUGGCCACGGCGCCCUUUGGCCGAGGAUCAGACUUUACGGUGCUUAAUCGUGACAUCAAGGCCAAGGGUGGUGUGCAUGUCAUUCAGGCCUUUCUGUCCACGGAAGUUGCCGAGCAGAUUCAGAUUCAGGGCCGCACGGCGCGAGAGGACAAUCCUGGUAGCUACCGCCUCGUUUUGUGUUUGCCGGAUCUUAAAAGUUUGCUCAAGGAGCAUUACCCAGACACCAUCCGAUCCGGCAGCUUUUCAAAGCUGCCCAUCGCGCUUGAUCAGGCACGGCGGGCUGUGCACGCGGAAUUCUUGAACGCGUCCUUUGCUGCACUGCGGCAGUGCGAGGCCGCCCACGUGGCCUCUCUCAAGCUGCGAGAUGAGCUCUUUGCUGGCCGACAAGGUAAUCCAGAGCGUGCCCUGCGAUAUGUUCAGCAAUACUCGUCACAUGCUGAGUAUGCAGAGGCGGCCGACGUCUUGAUGGUGGUCGACGUGUCCGGAAGCAUGACCGACUACAUGGAACAGGCAAGGGCGUUUGUGCGCACCAUCGCGCGUGAAGGAUUCCAUCUAGACUCUGCUGCAAGCCAACACCGCAUGGCCUUGUUUACGUUUGGCACGACGGCAACUGCGCUCGGCAGUGAGCCCUUGUUCACUUCCGACUGGGCUCAGCUGCAACAGCGCGUGGCUCAGAUUGCCGUCAAUGGCGCGACCAACUACUUGCCAGCUCUGGAGUUGGUUGAGCAGAGCUUGCGGGAUUUGAAGGCAAGCGAUCCGGCUCGCUACAACGCCUCAAGACGCAUCGUUUUGUUUCAGACGGACGGCAGCAACAGUGAUCGGAAUCAAACUCGGGCUAUUACUGCGACGGCACGGCGCAUCGUGGACGAACUUGAUGCCACAUUGAUGGCUGUACUCACGGGUGCGGGCGUGUCUUCCUCAAACGUGUCGUACUAUGUUGGGCGCUCCAGACAGUUUGACAGCCAAGAUCGCACGGAUGGCGCUGCACUUAGCAAGCUCAUCCUGACUGUGGACGACUACGAUGCUUUGGUUCAGCGUGCAAGCGACAUUGCUGCCUGCGCGAUAUCAGGCCAAUUGACGAGCAUGCUCUGGAGUGUCGCUGCUCCUCAUUGUAUGUAUUCCACCUGUCCUACUCUGGCGGAUCAGGACACACGUCGCAGGCGCCGGACGAGCCAGCCGCAGCACCUGCUGCAGUACCUGCCGCAGAACUUGAGCAGCUUCGUCAACACAUUCAGCACCAAGCGCGCUUUGCGCUCACCAAGCGGUCCGUGUCUCGAGCCAGAUAUCACCUUUGAAGCCUCCUUGCACUCAUCUUCGGAAUCGCCACGGAAAAACAUGUGCACCUGCUGUCUGACUCUUGCUUCAUGGCCCACCUUGCUGCAACACACCCCAGGCGACAAAGACUCUGCGAUAGCAGACGAGCGCAAGCGAGGGCAAAACUACAUCAGCGACCGGCGAGCUGCACGGCGCAAACUGACCCCGCGCUUCAUGUUGGUUCAAGAUGCCGAACUGGAUCAGGACAUGACCUCUCUGGGUAUCGCGGGGGCCUCAAGUGUCAAGCACAAUGCUUGA
Messenger RNA from Monosiga brevicollis MX1, 8157 nucleotides. RefSeq lists its product as uncharacterized. The coding region runs from base 1 to 8157 and encodes 2718 amino acids. The transcript has 5 exons. Gene Ontology annotation, molecular function: ABC-type protein transporter activity; ATP binding. Gene Ontology annotation, biological process: protein targeting. The record is from RefSeq and is a predicted model, not a curated record. NCBI's taxonomy places the organism in Eukaryota, Choanoflagellata, Craspedida, Salpingoecidae.